Messenger RNA from Pseudoliparis swirei, 1448 nucleotides. RefSeq names its product solute carrier family 25 member 11 (gene slc25a11). The transcript is spliced from 9 exons. Lineage: Eukaryota; Metazoa; Chordata; Actinopteri; Perciformes; Liparidae. Gene Ontology annotation, molecular function: malate transmembrane transporter activity; oxaloacetate transmembrane transporter activity; antiporter activity. The record is from RefSeq and is a predicted model, not a curated record. Bases 125 to 1039 code for a protein of 304 amino acids. Gene Ontology annotation, biological process: oxaloacetate transport; succinate transmembrane transport; thiosulfate transport.
CAGUCUCCGAGCUCCACAGAGUCACCUUGGCCCGGCUGCUGAGCUGCUGUACCGGCUUCCGAGAGCAGGUGUUCGGCUCAGAGGCACUCAGGCAGGCGGCGGGAAUCUGACCGGGCACUCAAACAUGGCGGAGCCAAAGCUGAAGACCUCUCCGAAGGCCAUCAAGUUCCUGUUCGGGGGUCUGGCCGGCAUGGCGGCCACGGUCUUCGUCCAGCCUCUGGACCUGGUGAAGAACCGGAUGCAGCUGAGCGGUCAGGGGACGAAGGCCCGCGAGUACAAGACCAGCUUCCACGCCCUGUUCUCCAUCCUGAAGAACGAGGGUGUGGGCGGCAUCUACACGGGGCUCUCGGCCGGGCUGCUGCGCCAGGCCACGUACACCACGACCCGCCUGGGAAUCUACAGCAUCCUGUUUGAGAAGAUGACCGGAGAGGACGGCCGGCCGCCCAACUUCCUGCUCAAGGCACUGAUCGGGAUGACGGCCGGAGCUACAGGAGCGUUUGUGGGGACACCAGCAGAAGUGGCUCUGAUCAGGAUGACGGCUGAUGGACGUCUCCCUCCAGACCAGAGGAGAGGUUACAGUAAUGUGUUCAACGCUCUGGCCAGAAUUACCAGAGAGGAAGGAUUCACCAUGCUGUGGAGGGGGUGUGUUCCUACCAUGGCUCGAGCUGUCGUGGUGAACGCCGCUCAGCUCGCCUCGUACUCACAGACCAAACAGGCUCUACUGGACUCGGGGUAUUUUGGAGACGACAUUCUGUGUCACUUCUGUGCCAGUAUGAUCAGCGGCCUGGUUACCACGGUAGCAUCCAUGCCCGUAGACAUCGUCAAGACCAGGAUCCAGAGCAUGAGGAUGAUCGACGGGAAACCGGAGUAUAAAAACGGUUUGGAGGUGCUGCUGCGCGUGGUGAGGAACGAGGGCUUCUUCUCCCUGUGGAAAGGCUUCACGCCGUACUACGCCCGGCUCGGGCCGCACACCGUGCUCACCUUCAUCUUCCUGGAGCAGAUGAACCGGCUCUACAAGACCCGGGUCCUGGACCGCUGACACCACAAACACACACACACAGAGACCUCACAUCUUCAGAACUCCAAGCUGAGGGAUUUAAAGGAACAGUCACGCUGCUGUUCUUCUGUUCACACUCUGGUGGACUGUUCCUUUAAGAGGAUUGCACACACAUCCCUGUACUUCUGUCUUUGUGGGGACCCUCAUUUACAUAACCCUGACCCAGAACCAGGUCUGAAGGUGACACCCAGGGUGGUCCUCACAAACAUGUUCACAUACACACAUACAGUGUUUUCAGUUCUUAUUGUAAAGAAGAGAAUGUUGAAUCCAUGUAGUUCAACCAUCAUUAGGGAUGUUGUCAAUAAUAAUAAUAAUGCGUUGCAUCUGUAAAUCUGUGACUCCUCCGCACGGCAUCAUGGGAAAGGUGGAAGAAUAAACAGUGUGCGCCUCA